Molecule: messenger RNA, 258 nt
Organism: Saprolegnia diclina VS20
Lineage: Eukaryota; Oomycota; Saprolegniomycetes; Saprolegniales; Saprolegniaceae
Exons: 3
Coding region: 1-258 (85 amino acids)
Source: RefSeq, a predicted model, not a curated record
AUGUGGGCGCUGACGCCGACACUGCGGGAGCUCUUGGAAGCGCCCCACACGAAGCGCGCGCGCAAGCCCACGUUCACGCGUUCGAAAAGCUCGCCGCUGCGCAACCUCGUGGACGACCCACCGCCGCCCGAGCACGUCCCAGUUGCGAUGGUUGUGCGACCGAAAACGAGCCGUGACGUGGCAUCGCACGGCGCGGCCGUCGUGCACAUCGAUGGCAUGUGCUUUAUGAUGCACCUUGGGCUCGAUCAAGGGAUAUGA